AUGUUUUUCAGGUCGUUCAGCUUGAAGCUCAUAUUCCCCUCGCCAUUUUUCUACCUUGCAGGUGUGCAGGUCAGGAACGUUCUGGCCUCAUCCCAGCUCAUUCAGACUCAGCUAGCCACUGUUUGGAACCUGGCAGAUGUGGACAAGGACGGCCAGCUGACAGGGGAGGAGUUCAUCCUGGCUAUGCACCUGGUGGACAUGGCGAAGGCCGGACAGCCGCUGCCCCUCACGCUUCCCGGGGACCUGGUGCCCCCCUCCGUCAGAACGGGGAAGCAGGGGGAAUUGCUUCCUUUGAAUCGCACCAUCGUCCCUGAAGAAAUUCAAGUUGAACCACCCCAGAAGCAUUAG
Brienomyrus brachyistius is the source of this 348-nucleotide messenger RNA. RefSeq names its product intersectin-2-like. Gene Ontology annotation, molecular function: molecular adaptor activity; calcium ion binding; protein binding. Bases 1 to 348 code for a protein of 115 amino acids. The record is from RefSeq and is a predicted model, not a curated record. Gene Ontology annotation, biological process: endosomal transport; clathrin-dependent synaptic vesicle endocytosis. NCBI's taxonomy places the organism in Eukaryota, Metazoa, Chordata, Actinopteri, Osteoglossiformes, Mormyridae. The transcript has 4 exons. Gene Ontology annotation, cellular component: plasma membrane; intracellular vesicle; presynaptic membrane.